Messenger RNA from Porites evermanni, 1104 nucleotides. NCBI's taxonomy places the organism in Eukaryota, Metazoa, Cnidaria, Anthozoa, Scleractinia, Poritidae. The record is from the annotation of a GenBank genome assembly.
AUGUCUGGCGGAUGGGGAAGACUGGGUCUACGUCGCCGUCAUCAGCACGAGUUGUUUGUUGUUAAGCAACUGGACCCUAGGACGGGAAACACGCGGGAAGCUAAAAAAAACAUGGCUUCUUUUCGCGAAGCACGAAUUGCCAUUUUGGACGCCUACAUGGACGGUCUAUUAGAUGACGACGAAUUUCUAGUACUUUGACAAGCACACAAGUCACGACGAAUUUCUAGUACUUUGACAAGCACACAAGUCAAAGAACCCCGAGUUCCCUUAUGAAGAACAUGGCCGAUUUUCCUUCGACGAACUUGACGAAGCAGAAUGCAAAGGCGAAUUUCGAUUCGAGAAGAGAGACCUACCAGUCCUUGUAAACGUUUUGGGUAUCUCCAACCAGUUUACUUGUUCGCAGCGUACUGUUAGUGAUGGAAUGGAAGGAUUGUGCAUGGUGUUGCGAAGAAUGGCGUACCCUUGCCGCUACAGAGACCUUAUUCCCCGGUUUGGUAGGCCAGUUCCCGUCUUAAGCAUGAUCUGUAACCGCGUAAUUGAUUAUAUUUACGAUUCGCACGUACAUCGCCUCACUUCAUGGAAUCCCCAGCUGUUGGACCCUGCCUCUCUUCAGAUGUAUUGUGAUGCAAUUUCUAGGAAUGGUUCUCCUCUCGACAACUGCUUCGGGUUCAUAGACGGCACGGUCAGACCAGUAUGCCGCCCUGGUGAGCAGCAGAGAGUGCUCUUCAAUGGCCACAAGAGGGUGCACGCCCUAAAAUUUCAAUCGGUUGUCUUACCAUCGGGAAUUAUAGCCCAUAUGUAUGGCCCAGUAGGUAAGUUAAAUGAUAAAUUACAAACAGUUAAUAAACAACAAAAUAGUGCAUAGGUUCAGAUGUAGGGUGUUACGAGGAGGGCAAUUCUUAAGGCUGGAGAUCAGAGAAAGUCAAGUUUCAAAUUGAUUCAGUACUUGCACUACAAUAUGAUUCACUAAUUUGAAAAAAAAGCACCCAUCUCUUUACUUUGUUCCUUUCUGUUGUUUCUACUGCAGAAGGCAGAAAGCAUAACGCGGGGAUGUUAGCAGACUCUGGUAUACUUGAAGACCUACAAAGGAAUGCAUUUCCUUAA